AUGAAUUCCUUCUUUCUUAUUCUCGUUCUCGUCGCUCUCAUGUGCUUGUCCCUCGUCGAAGCUGCCGAUCCAGAUUUCGGAGGAAUCUUCUCUGGAGUCGGCGGACUUAUGGGAUCCAUCGGAGGAUUGGCUGGAGCCGGAGGAAAGAAAAAGUAA
Messenger RNA from Caenorhabditis briggsae, 156 nucleotides. The transcript has a single exon. The coding region runs from base 1 to 156 and encodes 51 amino acids. NCBI's taxonomy places the organism in Eukaryota, Metazoa, Nematoda, Chromadorea, Rhabditida, Rhabditidae. The record is from RefSeq and is a predicted model, not a curated record.